AUGAAGUUUUCCCGCUAUAUCUUGGCACUCUCGGCCCUUGGCUCGGCGAUUGCUGCUCCGACUUCAAAUAGCAGCACCGUGGACCGAUCAAACUUGACGAUCGCAUUAAUCCGUACGCCUCCGCCGAACUGGCCGCUGCCUCUCACGAACUACGACUACACCGACAUCACUUUCAACAUCAGCGAAUGUGUAGAUGUCGGAAUCGAGUUGAUCAAAGAGGCCAAGGCUAGCGGUUCCGAUGUCGUCGUCUUUCCAGAGCUUUGGUUCCCCGGAUUCCCCAAGGGUUCGGACAGCCACUACAACUUCACGCGCGAUUAUCUUCCGUCGUACAUUGAGAAUGCCAUCGUGAUUGGCGAUGCGCAGUGGAACCGCCUGAUUGCCGCGAUCCAGGCAGUGGGCAUCUACGCCAAUCUUAACUUUGCAGAAGUUGACGGCGACUACAUGCAUAUGUACCCCAGUAUGACGUUUAACAUGUACGUCCAGCGAGAAAAUGUUCACUUCGCGCCUUUCCCCUAUCUGGCCGGCGUCGGAGACGAGACUUCGCUUUGGUGGGAGAACGAAUGGGUCAAUACCGGCACCCUGAGCGUCUACUCUGUUCUCAGCGGUGCCUACUCCUUUGUCGCAGCUAUCGGCGCGACUUUCGUGAUAGACCCGUUCGGAUCUCGCGUUGCUCACGUCAAUGCCAACGCAAGCUUCGAGGAGUUCCCGAUGCUGUACUACAACCUCAACACUAGCGGCUUCAACAGCUCUCAGACGUAUGACAUUAAUGGGCAGGCUUCAUGGGGGACGUUGAGCCAAAUUGUGGAUAGCUUUCCGGGGUAUGUGCCAAAGGUGGAGGGGGAGUUCGUCAAACAAAAGAACGUCUCGAUUGAUUACUUGAUGACGGGGGAGCUUGUCAUCCCGUCUUAG
This is a messenger RNA of Colletotrichum costaricense, 909 nucleotides long. RefSeq lists its product as uncharacterized. Bases 1 to 909 code for a protein of 302 amino acids. Gene Ontology annotation, molecular function: catalytic activity. Lineage: Eukaryota; Fungi; Ascomycota; Sordariomycetes; Glomerellales; Glomerellaceae. The transcript has 3 exons. The record is from RefSeq and is a predicted model, not a curated record.